AUGCCUGCGGGCAAUGUAGGUGGACCAUCUACCGAAGGAGUUGACUUGGGAUGUGGCUAAUGUGACAGAUUAAUGUGGCAAACUUUCUAAAACUGGUCGUGCUAAUAUCUCGGGUGCUGCCAAUGGCAUGAUAUGAACUCAGAUUUGGCACAUUAAUUCACAUCUAUCCAUGUUUCAGAUUCUAAUUAAUGUAUAAUCAUGCUGAAUAUUGGGUAAAAUUAUGAAUCUGACAAGAUUAGCAGACAGAGGUGACUCUUGGAUCGGCACAAGGACCAGGUUGAUGGCGAUUAUGAAAGGAAAACAGAAUAGCUCAUCGUGUUUGAGUAGUUCCUUCCAAAUUGCGCAAGAUCCUUCUCAAGUGGGCCCUGGAAUGAAUGCUCAGACCUCGGGGCAGACACUGGGCUCCCUCCUUAUUCAAUGGGCACCACCAAGAUCUUCUGGUUUUACUCCUCUGGUGAUCUUCUUCUUCUUCUUUUCUUCCUUCAUCAGAGGGUGCCAGGAAGUGGUCAGCACCAGGAUAAUCACAGCCAUGAAUCUCUGCAGAUAGUCAGCCUUGGGCAUUUAAAGAGCUAUUUUUUCUAUGUUUUCCCUCUACUUUUUUCUUUUUUUUCCUCUCAGUAGAAAGAAACAAAUCAUCGUUCAGUAAUUUGGGUCGGUCCAAUCAAUAUCAGCAGGUAUUUUCAGAUUCCCCGCAACUGAGAGUCCUGAGAUCUCCGUGGUUUUCAAUCAAUCGUUGAUUUCUAGAUAGAUCAGUAGCUUCCUUCACUAAAAUCCUCACAAUUGCCUCCGAGGAUGAGGACCAUGGCCAUGAUUCUAGCAAAGGAGAGAUCACUCUUGAAGAGAACUCACUAUCUUAUAGCUGAGAGGCUCAUAGAAGAUAAAUUUUAGAUAAAUCUGGUUAUAUGUUCCAUGUAGAGAUCGCAUAUUAUUGGGGUUCUGAUAGUAGAUAUUUAUCCCAGACCCUUUAAAAAUAUUACCAAUUCUGGUUCUGUUCACUGCUUUUCUUCUCUGUAUCAGCCAUAUUUUUUAUUUUUUUGAAAAUAUCUAUAUUUGGGGAUUUUUCAGGAAUGGGAACAGUGGAGUGCAAGAACCAUUUUCCAGGACACUACUCCAUGAGCAAUCUUAAUGAUGGUGGAAUGAUCGGGCGGCCUCGAUGUUAUGAAGAACGGGUGCAGAGCAGGCAAUUCUGUGAUGGGUUUCUACCGAGGCCUCUCGACGGGUUCCUCGAUCAUGACAGAGAAGCACUGAAGCAGACGAUGCUCAUGCACAACGCGAUUUUUAGGAAACAGGUAGAAAAGUAGCCUCUGCGCAUAAAUAAAUUUGUGAUUAUAUGAACUUUGAUGUUUUUCAUUUAUGCCAUCAGAAUGUUUUAGAAACUUUUUGAAAAACCCAGGUAAUUUUUUGUGAAGAAAAUUAGAAUUUUCUCACUCUAUGAGAUCCUUUUCCUCCGAUGCAGGUGUCUGAACUCCACCGUCUUUAUAGAAAACAGAGAGAUCUGAUGGAAGAACUCAAGAAGAACAGGGAUCGAAGCUUUUUCUUCCUCCAGCGGCCACCUCCAUCACCUCAUCUUCACGGGAUUCCUUCUCCAGGCGGCAAGGAUUCAGAGAACGCCAUGAAUGGGUCCAGCCAUUCGAGCUCCCCAAGUCUGAGGAACGGUGGGAGGGGGGGGGUCAGGAAGCCUCCAAGAAGGAUGCUCGACCUUGAGCUCCCGGCUGAAGCAUACAUUGACAUCGAGGAUGCAGAAGACACAAAAGUGGAAGCUUUUGUCGAGCCUCUGUCUGAACCGGGCGACCCUAGAGAGAGAAACUCUGCCUCUCGAUCCGAGAGCUGUCUGAGGCUAACUCUCGCAACUUCUCAGAGCCCUCCCUGCUUGGAUGACCUGAACAAGCCCCUUGGAGAUGAGGCCUUGGAGGAGGCAGCUGCUUCUUCCAGAAAAUUUCCAUUUCAGGCUAAUUGUUAUCAAGAUCUUCAAGGGAAGCAGAGAUCCACGGUGUCAUCUUCAGGUCUCGUGGGCCACCAAUUUCUUCGGGACGAUUUCGGUAAGAUCUCCUUUAGUCAGAUCUGUCUAUAAGAGCGGCCUUUUUUUUCCACCCCCUUUAAUGGAUUUAUAAUUAUAGAUAAAUCAUGAGAAACAGAAUCGCAGCAUGAACUUUUAAUCAACGUUUUUUAGAAAUCGAGUCGGCUGCUAUUAGCAAUCUUUUUUUUUUUUUGGGGCUGAUUCCUAUGAUACUUUGAUGGGGAAGAGAAUCCGAUUCUCUUUGUUCGGUAAAAUAGGAAAGUUGACUUUUUUCUUGUGAUAAUUUAGUAAUUGUACAGGUUAUUUUAUGCCCAUUUUGAAAAUCCAAUUAUCGAAUAUAUAUAUUCAUAAUUUCAAAUUAUCCUGUGAUCAGAGAGAGAAUACGAUUCCCUUUGUUCAGCAAUCUAGGAGAGUUUACUUUUUUAUUGUGGUAAUUUACUAAAUAUAUAUUUCCUUCCACAGGGCAAGCCAGGAGCCAUGCAAAUUCCCUCGCUCUUGGUGUGGUCAGCAAGAAUGCGGGCCCACCAUCCGAGCCUAUGGAUGCUCGGAAUUUCUCAUGGUUGAAAGAGAAGCCGCCAUCUCAGGGGAUGGAAACCUCUGAUAGAACCUCUCAUUUCAGCAAUCUUAAGUAUCCAGGAUUCUCAGGCCCAACUGCAUCGUCUAGCCCUCCGUCAACCCUACCUGGCGUUGACUAUGCCAAGGCGACCUCUAUGGUGGGUUUCCAAUGGAGACAGCCUCUGACUGGCUUGAGCCCGGUCAACGCCUUCCCUCCCUUCAGCAGGUACAUAGCCGUCAAAUGCUCAGAGUCAUCUCUGUUUAAAUUUAGAAACUAUUUGAAAAUGGCCGUGGAAUUAUAAUUUCAGGUCAAUGCCGAGAAUGGGGAGUGAGGCCCAACUCUACUCUAAUGUGUUUCAUCAUGGGAGUUCUUCAUCAUCAGUGCCCUGGUCUCUUAUCGGGGAUAAUCACUAUAAGAAGUCAACUCUCGUCAACGACAAUGGAUACUCUCCUCCCAGUGGACUUCACGGUUUGUGCGACAGUGGAGAGGGGAAGAAGGGAAGCCCGUCGGGAGGAAUUCCCUGGCUGAGAACGGGAGGAUCACGCUGUAACAGGUCUGUGACCUGCAGCGAGGAUGGCUUCCAGGAGUUGACUUUUGCAGAGAGACAUUGCCGACGAAAGUCAAACCUCUGUGCUCCUGAAGUCGAAACCCUUCAGAAUUCGCCGCCGGUUUUGAAAGGGAAAGGAGUGGAAUUCCAACAGCGGGCGGCGCUCAACUUCACCGCCGCCUCCCCGGAGGAGAUCUCUUCAGACAAGGACGUCGUCAUCGUCGCAGAUUCAUCUUCUCACAGCAAAUUGCCGCAGAAGCUGUUCCACGCGACAGUUGACCCAUCUCGGGGGAAUAUCAAUUUGAAUUCUUCAGCAACAAGCUUCGUCCUCGAGGUCGAUUUGGAGGCGCCGCCAGCAUCUCCGCCGGAAGAAGACCCGGAACCAGCUUCCCUGGUCAACCGGCAGCGGCUCCAAUCGGCGGAGCUGGAAGAGGAAGAUCCAGAGAGGGCAGUGGCUGCGGCGGCGGAGACGAUUCUCAAGAUAAGACUGGACGGAACUGCCCGAUGGACGGAGCCUCCAUCUCCGGCGGAAGCUCUCCGAUGGUUUGCCGAAGUGGCGGCCUGUGAUGGGUCCAGAGGGGAGACGAUGGUGGAUGAAUCUGCUGGGCUCGAGGGAGAUGGCGACCGAGGAAGCUCCCCGUCGGAUUCCGGCGGCAUGGAUUAUUUCGAGCGCACGGCGCUGAAUCUGACUGAGACCAGAUUUUGGGAAAAUUUCUCUUCUAGACCCAAGAAAGGAGCGGAGGCUGAGGAAGAAGAAGAAGAAGAUGGUGAUGAUGAUGAAGAAGAAGGGUUUGCGCAUCUGCUGUUGACCAGUAAGAGGGGAGGCCAGUCGAGGCGGCGGCGCCGCCGGAGGGACUUCCAGAGGGACAUCCUCCCCGGGCUGGUCUCCCUUUCCAGGCAAGAGGUGAACGAGGACUUGCAGAUGAUCGGGGGCCCGAUGCGGAGGACAGGUGGCCGUCGUCAGGGAAGGAGAGGGCGGCAGCCGUUGACCGCCGAGUCCACCGGCGGCGCCGCCGCCGCUAAUCUGGGUCAGCAACGCGCCGCCGUCAGCGGGAGGAGCGUGCCGGGGUGGGGGAGGACGACGAAGAGAUGCCGGCGGCAGAGAUGCCCCCCGGUCAACGUCUUCCCUCCGUCUUACAGCUGA
Molecule: messenger RNA, 4264 nt
Organism: Spirodela intermedia
Lineage: Eukaryota; Viridiplantae; Streptophyta; Magnoliopsida; Alismatales; Araceae
Source: the annotation of a GenBank genome assembly